CGGCAGUACGAGCAGAGAUCUGCAAUAGAUAAACACAGACAUAGAGCAGCCACCGGGAAGCAGAGAGGCUGAUACCGACAGGGAGAGAGAGGGAGGCAGCCAUUUUGGCAUUUACAAUUCUCACUGCUGUUUUUAAGUCGUUUUAUUUUAAUUUUUUCAUUCAGGGGGGACAUAGCAGGGAUAUAAAAGCAGGUGUUCCCUUUAAGAGGGAAAGGAUCAGGACCAAGGACAGCAUCCUCCAUCUCCAUCCUCCAUCUCCAGCUCCUGUAUAGGUACCACGGUUUGAGAGGAAGUCCGAGUGACCAGGCCAGACUUCAACCUCAGUCCCUCCACCUACAUGGAGCUCAGCUGUUAUGGAUGGGAGAAGCCUAACCCUGUCUGAGAAACCCCUAUGAACAACAGACCCAAUGGACAUCAAAGGCCAGUCCUGGACUGAUGAGGAAUCAGAUGGGGAGAAUGAGUCGGAGCAGUUCCUCUAUGGGAUCCAGGGGAGCUGUGCUGCUGACCUGUACCGACACCCUCAACUGGAUGCAGACAUCGAGGCAGUGAAGGACAUCUAUACCGACAGUGCUGUCUCUGUCAGAGAGUAUGGAACCAUUGAUGAUGUGGACAUUGACCUUCAGAUUAAUAUCAGUUUCUUGGAUGAGGAGGUGGCAACUGCCUGGAAGGUCAUCCGAACAGAGCCCAUCAUUCUGAGACUACGGUUCUCUCUCUCCCAGUACCUAGAUGGACCGGAACCGUCAGUGGAGGUGUUCCAGCCCUCCAAUAAAGAGGGCUUCAGCCUGGGCCUGCAGCUCAAGAAGAUCCUGAGCACGUUCACGUCCCAGCAGUGGAAGCACCUCAGUAAUGAGUUCCUGAAGGCCCAGCAGGAGAAGAGACACAGCUGGUUCAAGGCCGGGGGAACCAUCAAGAAGUUCCGCGCAGGACUCAGCAUCUUCUCUCCCAUCCCCAAGUCCCCCAGCUACCCUCUGAUCCAGGACACGGUUCUGAAGGGGAAGCUGAGUGUUCCAGAGCUGAGGGUGACCCGGCUCAUGAAUCGCUCCAUCUCCUGCACCAUGAAGAACCCCAAGGGGGAGCUGUUCAGCUACCCCCCAAACAGCCAGACUGUGGCUGUCCCGGCGGCCAGGGCCCCAGCGCAGAUUACCACGAGGCAGCUGAUUGAAUUGUUUUUCUCAUCCCAGGCGGGCGGCCACUGCAAGAACAUCCCUACCUUGGAGUAUGGCUUCUUAGUACAGAUAAUGAAAUACUCGGAGCAGAGGAUCCCCACUCUCAAUGAGUACUGUGUGGUCUGUGACGAGCAGCACGUCUUUCAGAACGGAUCCAUGUUGAAGCCGGCUGUGUGCACUAGAGAGCUAUGUGUGUUCUCCUUCUACACUCUGGGGGUGAUGUCAGGAGCAGCAGAGGAGGUGGCCACUGGAGCAGAGGUGGUGGAUCUGCUGGUGGCUAUGUGUCGGGCUGCUCUGGAGUCUCCUCGUAAAAGCAUCAUCUUUGAACCCUACCCGUCUGUGGUCGACCCCAACGACCCCAAGACUCUGGCCUUCAACCCAAAGAAGAACUAUGAGAGAUUGCAAAAAGCACUGGACAGUGUCAUGUCCAUCCGCGAGAUGACCCAGGGCUCAUAUCUGGAGAUUAAGAAACAGAUGGACAAACUGGACCCCCUGGCUCACCCUCUACUGCAGUGGAUCAUAUCCAGUAACCGAUCCCAUAUCGUCAAGCUGCCUCUGAGCAGGCAACUGAAGUUCAUGCACACAUCCCACCAGUUCCUAUUACUCAGCAGCCCGCCUGCCAAGGAGGCACGCUUUCGCACGGCCAAGAAGCUCUACGGCAGCACCUUUGCCUUCCAUGGUUCCCAUAUAGAGAACUGGCACUCCGUUCUGAGAAAUGGACUAGUCAAUGCCUCUUAUACCAAACUGCAGCUGCAUGGUGCAGCCUAUGGAAAGGGUAUCUAUCUCAGCCCCAUCUCCAGCAUUUCCUUUGGAUACUCAGGGAUGGGUAAAGGACAGCACCGCAUGCCCACCAAAGAUGAGCUGGUGCAGCGGUACAACCGAAUGAAUACCGUUCCACAGGUGCAGUGUCUGAUGAGCCGUCCUGUCCUGUCAAGGUUUCUCCAGAGCCGGAAUCUAAACUGCAUUGCCCUUUGUGAAGUGAUCACGUCCAAGGACCUGCAGAAGCACGGCAACAUCUGGGUGUGUCCUGUGUCCGACCACGUCUGCACGCGAUUCUUCUUCGUGUACGAGGACGGCCAGGUGGGAGAUGCCAACAUCAACACCCAGGAGCCCAAGGUGCAGAAGGAGAUAAUGCGUGUGAUCGGCACCCAGAUCUACUCCAGCUAAUGGAGGCUCCCCGGUGGCCCUUGGAGGAACAGGUCUGUACUGCAGAUAGACCGACAGACAGAACUAUAGACAUAAAUACAGACAGACAUUUGGGAAACACAAACUCAGACCAGAUGAGGAAGGUUGAGGAUCUUUACGCCUCAUAUCUACAGUCCUUGUCCCUUUUUCCCCCUCACUUUUUAUUCCUCUGCUUUCCGUUCUCCCUGUGUCUGGCUAGCAUGUGUAACAGUUCCUACUCUGUGCUCCGGUGAGCCACACCCGUGGGCUAGAUAGAGCUGGAAAACACAGGGAUGAAUGAAGGAAAGCUUAGCCGGACUGGUUUGCCACACACACUCUGAGCUGAAGCGCAAGAGCACACACACAUGCACGCACACACACACACACACACGCAAACACACACACACACACACACACUUCCCUUUCAGCCCCUGGUCUCUCAUUUCCUCCUGAGCCACUGUCAAGUCUCAUCCACGCUCUUUGGACUGUGUAUCUAUAUUCAUCAGUUCUCAUUGUGGAUAUCUAGAAGAGGAAGAAGAACGAGUCAUGUUUAGUUUAUUACACGUUGAAUCAUGGAUCUACAUUCUACAUGCAUGUAGAAAUGUGUUAUUUUAUUGUGUUGUUGUAGGCAUUUUCUCAGUGAUCCGUUUAUUUUCUAUUCUUUGACUAAUGACAUAAAUUGACGGGCCAAGAUGCAAUUAUCUCCCGGGUCAAAGCAGUGUUCUACCGUGCCUCGUCAUGUAGUGGGUCAGUUUGUCUUCAGAUAGCACAGACAGAGGGACCUGAAGCCCUCUGGUUGAGUAAAAUGAUUAUAUGUUACACAGGAGAAUCCAUCACUAGUUAAUAUUGUUACCAGUCUGUCAGGAGAGACUAGUCACAGACAUACACAGCCACAGCCUGCUCCCUCUGUCGACUAAAGGCUUUCUUGUCUUCUCCUGAUGUUUCAUUUAGGGAAAUUAGACCGGAGAGUCAAAAUGAUGACAGAGAGAAUACUGGUGCCCUCUAGACUGCUGAAUCUGAGAGAGCAUGAUGCAAAACCCAUAGCACUGAAACUGUCGCACUGACUUGUGACUUGCUCCAUAAAGUACAGUCCAUCCACUCUGAGAGACUAGGGCAGUGACCCCAGGUGAAUCCAUGCCCUACAGCCCGCUAUCCCUCCCUACUCUGAGAGAUAUAUAACAUGAAGAUAUUAUAUGGCUAUGGCCCUACCCACAAGACACUGGAUGUUGUUCAGUGCUUUACUUACAUAUUUAUGGUUUACCUUGGGGAACGGCAACCCUGUGUAUAAUUUACUCUGUUUAUCAGUUAGUUGUAUGUAUGUGUGGGUUAUUCGUAUUUUCUGUACUAUAGUAAAUAUACUGGACAUUGCACUCAUUCAACAUUUGCCUAGCCCAGAUAAAAUGUAUGUUCUCUCCUCUCUCUCUCUCUCUCAUCUCCUCUC
Oncorhynchus kisutch (coho salmon) is the source of this 3771-nucleotide messenger RNA. Its product is annotated as protein mono-ADP-ribosyltransferase PARP6. The transcript has 23 exons. Bases 408 to 2333 code for a protein of 641 amino acids. The record is from RefSeq and is a predicted model, not a curated record. Gene Ontology annotation, molecular function: NAD+ poly-ADP-ribosyltransferase activity. Lineage: Eukaryota; Metazoa; Chordata; Actinopteri; Salmoniformes; Salmonidae.